Pseudozyma flocculosa PF-1 is the source of this 2046-nucleotide messenger RNA. RefSeq lists its product as uncharacterized. Bases 1 to 2046 code for a protein of 681 amino acids. Gene Ontology annotation, cellular component: actin filament; cytoplasm. Lineage: Eukaryota; Fungi; Basidiomycota; Ustilaginomycetes; Ustilaginales; Ustilaginaceae. The transcript has 3 exons. Gene Ontology annotation, molecular function: actin monomer binding; actin filament binding. The record is from RefSeq and is a predicted model, not a curated record. Gene Ontology annotation, biological process: actin filament depolymerization; barbed-end actin filament capping.
AUGAACAACAUCCCCGUCGACGACGGCCUCCGCCGCGCUUUUGACGAUGCAUCGCUUCCGACGGCGGGCCAGGUGCGCGCCAUCCUCGUCCAGAACGACGGCAAGGCGCUCCACCUUGUAAACACCCUCCUGCCCAGCUCGACCGACCGGGAGGACUUCGAACCCGUUCUCGAGAAACUCUUCACGCCCGACCCCAACCGUAGCGGAUAUGCCCUCUUCCGCCUCGACAGCCAGGCCGCCAGCGGAGAGUGGGAGUGGAUCUGCUGCGCAUAUCAGCCAGACGGCGCAAAGAUCAAGGAAAAGAUGCAGUACGCCCUCACCCGCGCCUCGCUCAUGGCCGGCCUCACCGAGCGCCGCUUCCUAGACACCAUCUUUGGCUCUACGCCGCGCGACUUCAACUGGCCCACGAAGCUGCGCAACAGCCGCAAACACGACUACCAGAACCCGCAGCUCAAGACGGCGGGCGUGUCCGCCGCAGAAGCCGCUGGUACCGGCUCCGGCGGAGCCAGGAGGACCUUUGGCGCCCGCUCUGGCCUCGCCAACAUGCUUAGGGCCGCAGGCGAAGGUGAAGCCGCUGGCAGCGGCAACGGCGACGGCAGUGGCGUCGAGGAGAGCCAGCCUGCAGCCGCUCCCGCUGUGCCGCCUGCGGCUGCUCCGGAGCACUCGGCCAGCGUGCCCAGCGCCGCCGUCGCAGAAGACGCUCGUCCGGUCGACGACAAGCCAACGGCGAUGCCCGCGCCGAAACGCUUCAACUCGCACCUGCUCACCAACGCCUUCAAGGACCCUGGGCUCGAGGAAAAGGCGGCCGCCAAGGAGCACGGAGAGGCCCCGGCAGCCCCCGCUGCCGCCUCGGAGGCUGUCUCGCAGGACGAUGAGGCGGCUGUCGCCCCUUCUCCUGCACCGCCGAUGCCGCCUGCGGAUCUCGAUGGCGAGGCAGAGAGGAAUGCAGUCGAAGAGCCCUCGACGCCCUCGAUCGCCGCGGGACAGGCCGACUCGCUCUCGCAGCCCACUGUCCCCUCGGCCAAGCUCGUGUCGGCAUCCGUGGCGGUGCAGGAGGCCGAAGAGAGCCACCAGCCCACAUCCGAGCAGCUCCACCGGCAAGAGGAGCGGGCGGAAGCCAAGAACCCUUCGCAGCCCUCGACGCCGAGCCUCGCGACGCAAGUCGAGGGCCGUCCGGGACAAGGGCCGCUGUCGCAGCCAACGGUGCCUUCAUCGACCUAUCUCGAGUCGCGCGACGACGUCGAGACCGCCAAUGGCAACGGCAGCGCUCCGUCGGCGUCUGCGCCAGCGUCAGCGCCGUCCAAGGGCGAGACGCGGGUUGGCUAUGGCACGGGCCCGGCAAGCGGCCUGACGCAGCGCGAGCAGGACCUAGUCGAGCUGCGAAAGGCGCAGGCUGCGGAUCGAGUCAGUCACGCGACGUCGCGCGUCCCGGGCGGCAGCGGCGGCGGCCACGGCGGGCCCAAGGUGGGCUUCCGCUGGGCCGAGGGCGUCGCCGAGGCGCUGCAGGGGCUCGGGACAACGGCGUCGGGCACGUCCGAGUGGAACCUGGUGGUGCUGUGCAUCGACGUGGCCAACGAGACGGUCGAGCUCGACGAGGCGCCGUCGUUUGUGCUGCCGGCCGACCUGGUCCAACGGUGGAAGGACGAGCCGCGCAUGGCCUUCUACCGCUUCCAGGACGGCAAGGAGGCGGGGGGAUCGGCGAGCGGCGAGAGCAAGGUCGUCAUGCUCUACUACUGCCCCGCCGGCAGCAGCGUCAAGUCGCGCAUGAUGUACUCGUCCAACGUCCUCUCGACGCUCAACCACGUCAAGGGCAUGGCCGGGUUGCGCGUCGUGAAAAAGAUCGAGUCGUCGGACCCGCAAGACCUGACACACACGUCGAUCCUGGCCGAGGUGGAAGAAGUGCUGGCCAAAGAACGACACGUCUUUGGCCUUUCUUCUGGGGACGGGAUCGCAGAAGAAGCCGGCUCGGCGUCGUCGUCGUCGGUUCUGCCAACGGAGGAACUCAAAGGCUCCUUUGCCAGACCUCCCCGACCGGGGAGGCGCUAG